Messenger RNA from Pelecanus crispus (Dalmatian pelican), 1531 nucleotides. It is a transcript of the gene DCAF17, whose product is annotated as DDB1 and CUL4 associated factor 17. Gene Ontology annotation, cellular component: Cul4-RING E3 ubiquitin ligase complex. Gene Ontology annotation, biological process: protein ubiquitination. The record is from RefSeq and is a predicted model, not a curated record. NCBI's taxonomy places the organism in Eukaryota, Metazoa, Chordata, Aves, Pelecaniformes, Pelecanidae.
AACGUCUGCCGCCUCCUCGCCCGCAGGGCCCACGGCUUUUAUGCCAGAGAUGCUGGUGUCGCCCACAGAAAAAACCUGGGACUCCUGAGAAAGAUAAUGUGCCAGGAAAGUACUAAAUUCAAGAAUGUUUGGACAACUCAUUCUGCAUCUCCUAUUGCAUAUGAGAGGGGAAGAAUUUACUUAGACAAUUACCAGUGCUGUAUUAGCAGCAUUGCACAAGAGCCAAGAAUACUUUAUCAAAAGCCAAAGUGUUCUAAGUCAGAAAAAAUAGAAGAUGCUUUAUUAUUGGAAUGCCCACUGGGGGAAAUGCUACCAAGUCCAUCAGACUAUAAACCUUCCCUAAUAGUCUUGACAGUGCAGAACUGGCUUCUACGUCUCUCUGCUGAUAGUGGAGAAAUACUGGAAAAAAUAUACCUUGCUGGUUCCUGUUGCAAAUUCAGGUAUCUGAGCUGGGAUACUCCUCAAGAGGUAAUGGUUGUAAAGUCAGCUCAGAAUAAGCUCCCUGCAGCAGCACGACAGGCAGGUAUCCAACAGUCUGUAUUGUUCUAUCUUGCUGUAUUCCAAGUUUUGCCUCUUUCAUUCAUUGGAAUGCUAGAAAUAAACAAAAAGAUAUUUGGUAAUAGUGUGACAGAUGUUGCUGUUUCUAAUGGAAUCCUGAUUGUAAUGUAUAGCAUGGGUCUGGUCAGGCUCUAUAACUUCCAGGCCAUCUCUGAACAGUUCAUGGAACAGCCAUUUGAUUUGGGACGUGAAUUCAACUGGAAUGGUCAGGUGGGAGUUGUAGGAAAGUAUCCAUUUGGUCUUCCAUGUAACAUUAAAAUAACAGAUACACCACCUUUGCUAUUUGAAGCAUCUUCUCUGGAGAAUGCAUUUCAAAUUGGAGGUUACCCUUGGCAUUAUAUCAUCACACCUAACAAGAAAAAGCAUAAAGGAGUCUUCCACAUUUGUUCUCUGAAAGACAAUGCUUUGGCAAAGAAUGGCAUACAGGAUAUGAAAUGCUGUUCACUGGAACCUGAUUGGAUAUAUUUCCAUCCAGAUAUGUCAGGUAGAAUAAUCCACGUGGGACCAAAUUUGAUAAAAGUCUUGAAGCUUAAGGAAGUUAAAAAUAAUACAGAUCAAAUGGAGAUCGCAGAAGAUUUUACGAUUGUGGCCAACAGAGAAAACUCUGUGAACAAUGCUGUUACCGUAACAGCUUCUGGUCGAGUGGUGAAAAAGCGUUUUAACUUGCUGGAUGACGACCCGGAACAAGAGACAUUCAAAAUUGUGGACUAUGAAGAUGAAUUGGAUUUGUUAUCCACUGUGGCGGUUACUCAAAUAGGAGCUGACGGAAAAGCUCACCUUGACUUUCAUUGUAAUGAACAUGGGAUUCUACUUAAGAGUGUUCCAUUACUGGAGUCCUGGGAUGUGACUUACAGUCAUGAAGUUUACUUUGACAAAGACCUUGUAUUACAUAUAGAACAGAAGCCUAACAGGAGGUUCAGUUGUUACGUUUACCAAAUGGUGUGUGAUACUGCAAAAGAUGAUGAAUGUUCAA